AAUAGUCAUGUUGGAUUUAUCGAGUAGUCACAGACCGAUAGAUGGUGAGCCCCGUCACGGGUUUUGGUUGCUAGAAUUAAUCGUGAAGUUCAGCUUCACAGACCUUCAUACAACAACGUCAAUUAGAACUAAGGGACGUAACAUCAUGACGUUACUAUACGUUGUCUACCUUCUGAUGGUGGGGUGUUCGGCGACGCUGUAUCAGGGGCUGUUUUCCGGGGCGCCAUCCUGCAGGAAACAACACGUGUUUGAUGAAGUCAUUGUUGGGAUUGUACCAGUGUCCACUCUCGCUGAGUGUGUCCUGGAGUGUCUGGGGUACCCCAAGUGCCUGUCCUUCAACUACUGCACGGUCGACAGCGUCACCACGUGUCAACUCUCCACAGAACCUACCGACGGCACGUGUGAUCAACUCAAGCCUAAACCUGGAUGUAACUAUUACGAGAAGGCAGCUGUGAGUAUGGUGUCCACUGCUAAAGUGUCAAAGUACAGCCUGCAUUGAAGACAAGGCCAUGGCCGUUAGCUGGAGCAGACGACAGUUGGCGGAAACAGCUGGAUCUGUAAAUAUGUGUGUUUAUAACAGAAGUACAUUGUGUAUAUCAAUCCUCAUUAGCAACGGGGCGGUCGGGUAGCCUAGUGGUUAAAGCGUUCGCUCGUCACGCCGAAGACCCGGGUUCGAUUCCCGAUAUGGGUAUAAUGUCUGAAGCCCAUUUCUGGUGUGCCCCGCCGUGAUAUUGCUGGAAUAUUGUUAAAAGCGGCGUAAUACCAUACUCAUUCAUUAGGAACACGCAUUAAAAAUGAAGUUUUCUAACUACUGUGGAUACUCUUAAGAAACAUCGGCAUGAACAUCGCGUCUUUGGACGGAAGACAAUGGACGGUCCACCUGAAGAGGAAGAAUCCAUGGAACAGAGGUCUGUGGUGGAGUCAUUUGUGACCAACUCGUGUUAUUCCGGGACAAGCCGAAUAGUGACUCGUGCCCCUAUCGUGGCCGUUUGUGCGACGGGGUUCCGUCUAAGAGCAAAGGGGCAUAGCUAAAAGAAUUGUCAACUCGUUGCGUAUAUUCACGUAUAUUUUCCCCAUGUAUUAUUAUAUAUAACAUGUAAUUUAAAGCACAUCGGGACAUGCGGUAUUAUACAGUAUGACUGAACACAUUUAACUGUAUCUUGGGUAUAAUUCUAGAUGCAAAGCAUAUGUA
Messenger RNA from Haliotis rufescens (red abalone), 1192 nucleotides. RefSeq lists its product as uncharacterized. The record is from RefSeq and is a predicted model, not a curated record. The transcript is spliced from 2 exons. Lineage: Eukaryota; Metazoa; Mollusca; Gastropoda; Lepetellida; Haliotidae. The coding region runs from base 8 to 499 and encodes 163 amino acids.